AUGUCUGCACGCGUCCUUGAACGAUCAGCUACUAGUGUCAAAAACUGUAUUAAACGAAUAAACUUGACCCAAAAUUGUGGUUAUUUGAAAGGAAAGAAUAGUGGCCGAAAAUUAAUAGUUGAUGAUUGUUCUGAACGUUUAAUUCUUCGAAAAAUUAAAGCAAAUCCAAUGAUAAGGAUAAUGCUAAAACGCUUGCUUGCCACUAAAUCUCAUCUAAUAACAUAUCUCCACCAACAUGUUCUUUGGACUGACGAAUCCUCUAUCAGCACCGAUUCAUAUGAAAAAGUUCGCGUUUGGUGUCAUAAAGAUGAGCUUUAUGAUCCAAUUGCACACAAGCAACCGUUAAAAGUGGUCGAAAAUCUAUUAUGGUCUGGGGAUGUUGAAAAGUAUGGAAACAUUAUUUUAGAUGUAAUUUACCCAAUGGUUAUGGUUGCAGAAGAGGCAAUAUUUCAAGAGGAUAACGCACCAAUUCACAAGAGCAAACCUGUAAAGGAGCUUAAAGAUAAUCUCGGAAUUAACCGAAUACCACAGACAGAAACUGAUUUGGAGAAAGCCGUAUUUGCCGCAUGA
Messenger RNA from Ambispora gerdemannii, 570 nucleotides. The record is from the annotation of a GenBank genome assembly. NCBI's taxonomy places the organism in Eukaryota, Fungi, Glomeromycota, Glomeromycetes, Archaeosporales, Ambisporaceae.